Messenger RNA from Drosophila persimilis, 1166 nucleotides. It is a transcript of the gene Art1, whose product is annotated as protein arginine N-methyltransferase 1-B. Gene Ontology annotation, cellular component: nucleus. Gene Ontology annotation, biological process: peptidyl-arginine methylation. The transcript is spliced from 4 exons. NCBI's taxonomy places the organism in Eukaryota, Metazoa, Arthropoda, Insecta, Diptera, Drosophilidae. The record is from RefSeq and is a predicted model, not a curated record. Bases 24 to 1154 code for a protein of 376 amino acids. Gene Ontology annotation, molecular function: protein-arginine N-methyltransferase activity.
AGGAAGUAAUAAAUAUAACGAAAAUGUCCACUACAGAUAUACCCAUGGAAUCAGCUAUCGAAAGUGCGACCGGCCUCACACCUAAAUCAAACAAUGUGCUUAAAAAGUUUUCCCAGAGCGGAGCCGGGGCCGGGGCAUCUCCCGAUGCAUCCAGUGCCCAAGCUGAUGAAAUGACGUCGAGAGACUAUUAUUUUGACUCGUACGCCCACUUUGGUAUUCACGAAGAAAUGCUUAAGGACGAAGUGCGCACCGUCACAUACCGCAACGCUAUGUACCACAAUAAGCAUUUGUUCCAAGGCAAAAUUGUUUUAGAUGUUGGAUGUGGCACCGGCAUACUUUCUAUGUUUGCUGCAAAAGCCGGAGCGGCCCAGGUUAUAGCCGUAGACUGUUCGAAUAUCAUCGAGUUCGCACGACAAGUUGUCAUAGACAAUAAUUUGCAGGACAUUAUAAAGGUCGUUAAGGGAAAAAUCGAAGAGAUCGAGCUGCCAAAUGGUAUCCAAGGCGUUGACAUUAUAAUCUCUGAAUGGAUGGGAUACUGCCUUUUUUAUGAGUCUAUGCUUGACACAGUAUUGUAUGCACGAGACAAGUGGCUGAAACCCAAUGGGAUGAUGUUCCCAGACAGAGGCACCCUUUAUAUUACAGCUAUCGAAGAUCGCCAGUACAAGGACGAGAAGAUAAACUGGUGGGACGAUGUUUACGGCUUUGAUAUGAGUUGUAUACGCAAAGUUGCUGUCACUGAGCCCCUCGUGGAUGUGGUUGACCCUAAGCAAGUGGUCUCCACAGCCUGCUUGGUUAAAGAAGUGGACCUAUAUACGGUGCAGAAGGCAGAUCUGAACUUUUCGUCCAAGUUUAAUCUAACAAUCAAACGAAAUGACUUUGUGCAAGCGUUAGUCACAUAUUUUAAUAUCGAAUUUACCAAGUGCCAUAAGCGUCUAGGCUUUAGCACAUCGCCAGACUCUACGUACACUCAUUGGAAGCAAACUGUGUUUUAUCUAGAUGAUCAUAUGACAGCUAAAAAAAAUGAAGAAAUAACAGGCACGUUCCAAAUGAAACCCAACGAUCGAAACAAUCGGGAUUUGGACUUUGUUAUUGAUAUACAUUUCAAGGGCGAGCUAUCCGAAAUUCAAGAAUCUAACACGUACCGUAUGCGUUAAUUUCCAUCAUAA